AAAUUAGAAACCCAAAAAUCAGCGACUGGAUUUUCCUGGCCCGAAACAGCAAGGUCUCUCUCGCGCUCGCCUCUCUCCUCCUCGUCUUCGGCGGCGGCGAUGCUGUCCGGCGACGUUCCCCCGAACCAGACCGUCUACUUCAGGAACCUCAACGAGAAGGUCAAGAAAGAAGAGUUGAAGAGAUCACUUUAUGCAUUGUGCUCUCAGUAUGGAAGGAUAGUGGAUGUCGUGGCCUUAAAAACUCAUAAACUGAGGGGGCAAGCCUGGGUGGCAUUCAGUGAAAUUACAGCGGCUACCAACGCUUUCCGGGGCCUACAGGACUUCGAUUUUUACGGCAAAAAAAUGCGGGUACAAUAUGCAAAAACAAAGUCUGACUGUUUUGCAAAAGCAGAUGGGUCUUAUGCUCCUAAAGAGAAAAGGAAGAAGCAAGAGGAGAAAGCUGCUGAGAAAAAACGGCGAACUGAAGAUGGACAACAACCUGGCGCUAAUGCUCCUGUUGCCCCAAGCAAUGGAACUGGUCAUCAACCUUCUCGUUUUGCCAAGCCUCCGCAAGAGCCAGCUGCUCCGCCGAACAACAUCCUCUUCCUCCAGAACAUGCCGGAUCAGACCACGAGCAUGAUGCUCCAGAUCCUGUUCCAGCAAUACCCUGGUUUCCGGGAGGUGCGGAUGAUUGAAGCCAAGCCAGGCAUUGCUUUUGUGGAGUACGAGGAUGAGAACCAGUCCAUGGUUGCAAUGGAAGCCCUCCAGGGUUUCAAGAUCAGCCCAGAGAACCCAAUGGCCAUCUCAUACGCCAAAAAGUGAAACGAUCCAUGUGAUCUCCAAACCGGCCAAAAGAAAUCUGUAACUGUUUGGCUCUACGUUUUCAUGUGAACCCGGGUAUUGUCCUUGUCAAGUCUGGUAUCGUGGCCUAUGCAUGAUCAUUUUCUCUAUCAAUCUACAGUGGUAGGAGAAGUUAACAAGACAUGGACGACGUACCCCUCGCUUAAAAGGCAAGAGAAAAUCAUCAGGCCUAUCUAUAUCCUCCUGCCUCCAGUCCAUGGUCAGAGAUGAAUGAAUGAGGUGUAUAUUCCAGUAAUAUACAUUUUGGCCAGAAAUCGAAGUAGUUGCCGGCAUGAUGCCUGAUGGUUGAACAAGUAUUUUAGUAGUGGGAUGGUUGGUUUGGUGGCCUGUUUUUUGUUUAAUGGGAGGCGUGCGUGCCGCCUUGUACCACUACUGCUUUGCAAUUAUGGGAUUGCUGUUGCAUU
Messenger RNA from Triticum dicoccoides, 1244 nucleotides. Its product is annotated as U2 small nuclear ribonucleoprotein B''-like. The record is from RefSeq and is a predicted model, not a curated record. The transcript is spliced from 6 exons. Gene Ontology annotation, molecular function: RNA binding. Lineage: Eukaryota; Viridiplantae; Streptophyta; Magnoliopsida; Poales; Poaceae. The coding region runs from base 100 to 801 and encodes 233 amino acids.